CCCCAUUGGCCACAUCUCAAGAGGUCGGAGACAAGGCCCGCGCGCCCAUUGGACGCGGGGCGAGGAAAAGACGCGGCCUCACGCUGGGGCGUUGACACGGAAGUGGGUCCAGGUCCUGUACGUCGUCUGCGCCGGAACCUGCGUACACCCCCUCGUGCGAUCUGAUUGGCUAAGGAUAGCGCGAAUGGGCCUAUCAAGAGGAGUCAGGGGGAGGGUUCGCGCUGCCCAUUGGUCCGAAGGCACUUCCCUCAGGCAGGGAGGCGGACUGUGCGAGGAGGAAGCGGCUAGAAACCGUGCGGCCACCCGGAUGGGAUGGAGGCGGCAGCAGUGUAAAGGUCUCAGAGAUGCUUGCGUGCUUCAUUACGGCGCUUAGAAGGAAGUCUUGCUUGAAUAAGGAGCUCUAAGAAGGAGAGACUGGAACGUCACAUACUCGCAGUUGUUUGUAGAAGUAUUAUUCUGCUUUUUAAGCCUUGAGAUAUAUAUAUAUAUAAAGGAAAGUUGCGUGGGACGGAAUACGUACAUUGGGCACAAUCGGAUUCGCACAGCUUAGCCACGUUAUCUUCCAAAAGACCUCAGGUCUGGUACCAUGAGCACAAAGCUCUUAAAACGCUGGAUUCAUCUAUCGGAUUAUAAAUGUAACGCUGGAGAGAAGAAUCUGAAAAAGUUUGUUACGAUAAGGGCAGACUUGCUACAAGAGCCUGGAAACCUGGCCGGCGUCCGGCACAUCAUCCUCGUUCUCUCGGGAAAGGGGGGUGUUGGGAAAAGCACCAUCUCCACGGAGCUGGCCCUGGCCCUGCGCCACGCGGGCAAGAAGGUGGGUAUCCUCGACGUGGACCUGUGUGGCCCCAGCAUCCCCCGCAUGCUCCGGGUGCAGGGCAAGGCUGUGCAUCAGUGCGACAGUGGCUGGGUGCCUGUCUUCGUGGACCAGGAACAGAGCAUCUCCCUCAUGUCUGUGGGCUUCCUGCUAGAGAAGCCGGAUGAGGCAGUGGUGUGGAGAGGCCCCAAGAAGAACGCACUGAUAAAGCAGUUUGUGUCCGAUGUGGCCUGGGGGCAGCUGGACUACCUGGUUGUGGACACGCCCCCGGGGACCUCUGAUGAGCACAUGGCCGUGGUGGACGCCCUGCGCCCCUACAGCCCCCUGGGGGCCCUCGUGGUCACCACGCCCCAGGCAGUAUCCGUGGGGGACGUGAGGCGGGAGCUGACCUUCUGUAAGAAGGUGGGGUUGCGGGUGAUCGGGGUCGUGGAGAACAUGAGCGGCUUCGUCUGCCCACACUGCGCAGAGUGCACCAAUGUCUUCUCCAGGGGAGGCGGCGAGGAGCUGGCCAGACACGCUGGAGUCCCCUUCCUGGGCUCUGUGCCCCUGGACCCCGAGCUCACGCGGAGCUUGGAGGAGGGCCGAGACUUCAUCCAGGGGUUCCCCGAGAGCCCCGCGUUUCCUGCACUCUCCUGCAUAGCCCAAAAGAUUCUGAACGAGGCGCCUGUUGGACUCUCCUGACCGAGGCAGUUUGAGUGUCUCCUCUGUGUGCUGUGGGGCUCGUGCUCACAGCCCGGAGCAGAGGUGGCGGCACGGUUCCUGGAACCCGUGGCCCUGGGCUGCCGUCACCAUGUGCUCCUCUCCCCGUGGGCCUGCCCUGGACAUUUCUGGUGCUUCAGCAGCAUCUCAGCAUCAGAGCCACUGACAGUCGGUGGUUCCGCCUGGUUGGCCUGUGGCAGGGCCCGGGGAUAGCGUGAGGUCGCGAUGCCGUGGCCUGACCUCCCUGGUGGUGCAGCUCGGUACUCACAUGCCCCAGACAGACUGGCUGCUCCCGACAGCCAGGUCUCCACGUUGUUCACAAAGCUUGUGUGUCUGGGAGCGCACUGGGCCUGUAAUCCUGGUGAAACAGGCAGCAGCACCCAGUAAGGUGUCAAACUUGUAAUUCAGAGGAGCCCAAAAUAAAUGUGUCCCACUGCCAUGGUUA
Messenger RNA from Eubalaena glacialis (North Atlantic right whale), 1958 nucleotides. RefSeq names its product NUBP iron-sulfur cluster assembly factor 2, cytosolic (gene NUBP2). The transcript is spliced from 8 exons. Gene Ontology annotation, molecular function: 4 iron, 4 sulfur cluster binding; ATP-dependent FeS chaperone activity; ATP binding. Gene Ontology annotation, biological process: iron-sulfur cluster assembly. Bases 587 to 1495 code for a protein of 302 amino acids. The record is from RefSeq and is a predicted model, not a curated record. NCBI's taxonomy places the organism in Eukaryota, Metazoa, Chordata, Mammalia, Artiodactyla, Balaenidae. Gene Ontology annotation, cellular component: cytosol.